This is a messenger RNA of Spodoptera exigua (beet armyworm), 786 nucleotides long. The record is from the annotation of a GenBank genome assembly. Lineage: Eukaryota; Metazoa; Arthropoda; Insecta; Lepidoptera; Noctuidae.
UUUACAAACAACAUCGGCCAGUACGCAGCUAACAGUUGGCGGGAACCUACAUAUUUGUCCACAGUCUAAAUAUUGUUCUUUUUUUUUCUCCGGCCAAUAUUUUCAAGUUGUGAUCUUUUUUUUUUCGAAGACAGUUUAAAAAGUUUUUAUUAAAAAUGCGCGCGGAUUUGCCAGUGUUUAAAAGAUGCUGUUUCUGCAUACCGCUACGAUAUGGUUUGCUUACAUGGGCAUACGUUAAAUUGGUUACCGUGACCAUAUUUUCAAUGUUCAUUCUGGUGUCCCUUUAUCACAUGGUGGGCAUGUACACUAUGUACCAUUUACCCAUACAGCGGCACAAUAUUAUCUUCAUGAGUGUUAUACUGACAGUCCUCUUUAUAGAAAUCAGUUUGACUGUCACGUUCAUCGUCGGAGGGCAUAUGAAAAAUGUAAAACUGAUGCGUGUGUUUUACGUCUAUAACAUAGUGAUACUGACCAUCAGUAGUCUCCUAAUGAUCAUCGCGAUACUGAUGCUGGUCUUCCCAAUUGAGUUUUUCCUCUACCGCACUUUUGAGUACAUCAGUACAUGCGCCAACUUCUUCUUCAGCAUCGUGAUACAACUCUACUUCAUACUUUUAAUCAGGAGUGAGAUCUUAAAACUUGAAGGGAAAUAUGGAUUCAGUUUCGUAAACAAUGCGGCUGAGGGCGAGUGCAAUAUGAGAGGUGACACGCAAACUGAGGGCGACUGGAAGACUAUAGAGGAUGAACCAAAGAAGAUCAAAUCUGUAGCUUAAAAACUUAUCAAUUAGG